Messenger RNA from Ciona intestinalis (vase tunicate), 1899 nucleotides. NCBI's taxonomy places the organism in Eukaryota, Metazoa, Chordata, Ascidiacea, Phlebobranchia, Cionidae. The record is from RefSeq and is a predicted model, not a curated record.
GAACCUUGACAAACAUGUGGAGCGGGUACAUAAGGAUCAAGAUAUGUACAGUCCUGAGUUCUUAAAUGCAAAGAAGCACUCAGCAUGUGGUGGGAAAUCUCUGUCUUAUUGCAUUCAACAAUACCAAAUAUAUUUAUCUGAAACUGGGGUUGGGAAGCGACAACAAACUAGUCUUUCGGUUGCCAAGAGCUACGGAAACCAGGUGAGAGCGCUUAUACCUGAUAUUGAAACUCUUCAAAAGCCCCUAAAAGUGUACAACAACCUUAAAGGAAAGAUAACUGGCGAAGGAAAAGAUUCAACAAGAUAUGCUUACAUAGCAACGUUGCUUAAUUUCAUUAAGUUCUAUAAAGUUCAUGAAUAUCGGUUAGUUGAUCCGAAAAAGAUUGAUUUAUUAUAUAUGGAAGCCAAAGAUUGGGAGGCAAGACAAAAAAAAAUAAAGAAGAAGCGUGAGUUUAUUGUAAAGGAAAAGUCUAGAAAAAAAAUUGCUGGCAUUCAGAACGCAUACGAAGCAAUACUUAUUUAUGAAAAUUCAACAGAAUGCAGAAGAGUUAGAAGCUUAGUAAAUAAUUCCAAAAUUAUCAAAAAGAAUCUUGAACUACUUUAUGCCAACUUGUUCUGUCGUGUUAUUUGCAAACUGGGUUGUAGACCAAGUGUCUUUACUGGGAUGACAAUAUCAGAACUCAAUCAGCAUGAAAAGACAGCCGAUAACAAUUACUCUAUUUUAGUUAAAAAACAGAAGGAUGUUCAACCUGCAUGCCUGGUUGUUAACGAAAUGGAGUUCAAGGAUAUUAAAAGAAUUUCAAAAGUGGCAUGGCAAUACACAGAGCAAAAACCUUCUUUAGAGAGUGUGGUGUUUCCAUCAUUGGUAGGAAAUGGGUGUUCCCUGAGCAGUCCUGAAUUUAGCCGGUUAUUUAAAUUAGCAUCCAGUGUAGUGUUUAAUCACACAUCAUUAACUGCUACAGACAUCCGCAAAAUUAUUCAGACUUUAGUGAGAGACGAGCCUUUAAACGUUCAAGUUGCUGUUGCAAAAGCGUCUGGGCAUUCUGUUCAAGUUGCUGAUCAAGUGUACAAUGUUAGCCAUCCUCAUGAAUCCGUAGAAAAAGCGAGGAGGUUAUUGGAGGAAAGGGCAGUUGUUAAGGUUUCAGAUGGUAAAACCUCAGAGCUUCUGGUUCAGGAAGAAGAUCUCGGCUUAACAGACAAAACGCUACCAUUGAUAGAUGAUACAAAUAAUGAAAUUUCAGAUGAUAAAACCUCAGAGCUUCUGGUUCAGGAAGAAGAUCUCGGCUUAACAGACAAAACGCUACCAUUGAUAGAUGAUACAAAUAAUGAAAUUGAAUUCAUUCGCGUGAGAUUUGAGGAUGACGGGGAGUUUGUUAUAUUAUAUCGAACAAAAGAUGUGAGGCGUAUAGGUUCAAGAGUAGGAGUCAGGUUCCUCAGUGAAAUAAAAACUGGAGACAAGUGUAAGGCACGUUGGCCUGGUGACAAACAAUUCUAUUUGGCCACAAGGGUUAAUAUGAAAGAAGGUGCCUCAAACUUCGAAGGGCAGUCAGACUCUGAGUUUCCAAACUCCCCAAUGAACUCACCUAAAAAACUUAGGAAGUUAGCCUGUAAAAAGUCCCUUCUUGGUUCCCAUACCCCGUAGUGGAAGAUAUUGUAAGAUGGAGGGUUACUUCUCUUCUGUUCAGACACUUUUCUCUGUGUGUAUUGAGGAUGUUAUCUAAAAUUGUUUCAAAAAAUUAUUUUUUUUCAAUAUUUUAUUGUUUAAAGUCGGUGUGUGUUGUGGUUAGGGGUUAAAGUCGGAUUUUAUUGUUUAAAGUUGGUGUGUAUUCAAUAUUUUAUUGUUUAAAGUUGGUGUGUAUUCGAUAUUUUAUGGUUUAAAGUCGGUGUGUAUUCGAUAUU